This is a messenger RNA of Monopterus albus (swamp eel), 1487 nucleotides long. RefSeq names its product centromere protein Q (gene cenpq). The transcript is spliced from 8 exons. Bases 320 to 1207 code for a protein of 295 amino acids. Lineage: Eukaryota; Metazoa; Chordata; Actinopteri; Synbranchiformes; Synbranchidae. The record is from RefSeq and is a predicted model, not a curated record. Gene Ontology annotation, cellular component: nucleus.
CAUAACUCCGGGUAAAUCUUUUGGUGAUUCAACGCAUGCGCGGUAUGUGUUGGAAGCAUUCGAAAACAGCAGCGCGAAAAAGUAGCACCGCUAUUUAGCUACAUCACUGUGUCUAGUUCAGUUUCCUCUCCAAUAAGAUAUGUGCACCAUUUGCCUUAACGUUGUGUUACCUGUGGUACGUCUAAUUUUUACUCAAAUACAAUUCAUAUAGCGCUAUAUUGUUGCUUAACUAUUAUUGUCUUAUUUAGCUGCUACUACGUUAGCUUAGCCAGACACUAUUAAGUUUGUGUUUCACAUUAACGCUACAACUGUAGCAGAUAUGAAACCCGUACGAGGUUCUCACCGGGCGGCAUCAAAAGAACCUAACUUGAAAAACAAUAAAAAGACAUAUGGACGAAAGGACGAAACAAAAAAGGGGACGAAACGACAAGCAGCGGAGUUUCAGGAAAAGAAGCUCAGUGGCAAUAACAAUGGCAAGAACGCCCACCUGAGAGCAGAACAGAAGAGAAAAGAUGAAGGCCUGUCUUCCGUCCGCAACAAAGUCAAAGGUCAGGAAAAAUGGGCACUGAUACAGAAGUCCUCUGUCACUGCUCUGGAGGACAUGAUCGACUUUGCACUACUAGCAACUCUUGCAUGCAGAAGGGCUGACAAGAAGGAGAGCCAGGAACAUCUGAACAUUCUGAAAAACAGGCUUGUUGGUCACUGUGCGCAGCUCAAAGUUCCAGUGAAGAAACAGAAACGUUUGGGGUAUUCAACCCUACUCUACCAGGAAGAGAGCAAGAAGGCAGUGGUUGGAAAGAAGACUUUGAGCACCCUCGAGAAAGACUUCAGUGCUGUGGUUAGUGCUCUGGAAAGUGCAGAGCGGCAAACUGUCUCUUUACAGUUCACAUGCAGUACACUGAGAGACAAGGUGACAGAAGAGGAAGAUAAGGCUAAAGAGAUCUUACAGAUAACCGAACAAGCUGUGCUCAGUCUCUCCCCACUUGUGCCACAAAAAGAUGAAACAACGUUAGACGCUCGGCUGAUAAAAAUUAUACCAGAAAGUGACUCUGAGACCGCGGCCCGGAAACUGGGAGAAAUCCUACAGAAAUCCAAGGCUGUGCAGGAUGCCCAGGCGCUGCUUCUAGAGGCACACAAACAUGCUGAUCAGCUGUUCAACCCUGAUUUUAUCCUAGUCAUGGGUGCACCUGGUUCAGAGGAAAACUAGUAAAAUCUCUCCUUAUACAGGUUGGACUUUUUUUUUUUUAUAUAUAUCAAAUUUAUAGGUAUAAGAUGUUUGCAGGCAUGACACAUAGUUAGACAGACUGGUUUGGAAAUCUUAGUUGUAAUGUUACUCAGUUUGACUUUUUGUGGUUGUGGAGCACCGGCAAUAAUCAAAUGCAGCCACUAUGUGUGAGAAAGAGUUAUAGAACUGGUAUAAACAGUAGUAUUUAAAAACAUAAAUUAUAAGAAAAGAAAAAGCAAAAAAAAAAAAUCAUAUGUAGGUU